AUGUGGGAACGCUGGUCUAAGCCUUACAUUGUUGAGUGCUUUGGGAAACCCGGGUGGACAGUUUGUGGAACUGAGGAGCUCUAUGGGAAAGUUCACUGUCCUGUUGAGCUUCUUCCCUUUAGUCAUAUGGAGAAUUACUGUCUUGUUCACUCAGGAAACAUGGGUUAUAUUCUUAGGUCUUCUGAGUUUUUUUUGGAUCAACAAGCCAGAGAUAAAGAGUUAGCAGAUAAGUUGCUUGAUGUAGGAGGUCUUAGAAUCUUAAAACAAGGGAUACCUCAAAAUGAGAACUUCUUUGCUGUCACUAUUAUUGUCGUCAUCAUCUUCUUCAUUAUUAUGGUGAGUGUGGUUAAAAAGAAGUGCCCUCAAACACCAAUUGUGCUCUACAUUAAUGGAAAUGGUGGACUACUUGAACGGAUGAAGGGAACUGGAGUUGACGUGAUUGGUCUUGACUGGACAGUGGAUAUGGCGGAUGGAAGGAAGCGCCUUGGAAGUGAUAUUAGUAUACAAGGAAAUGUCGACCCUGCUUGCCUAUUUUCUCCUCUUCCCGCCUUGGAGGAUGAAAUUAGAAGGGUUGUACAAUGUGCAGGGACAAAGGGCCACAUCCUCAAUCUUGACCAGAGAGUUCUCGUUGGUACACCUGAGGAAGCUGUUGCUCAUUUUUUCAACGUUGCAAGAAGCUUAAAGUUCGAUACACAGUCCAAUUUGGUGGCUUGA
This is a messenger RNA of Fraxinus pennsylvanica, 714 nucleotides long. Lineage: Eukaryota; Viridiplantae; Streptophyta; Magnoliopsida; Lamiales; Oleaceae. The record is from the annotation of a GenBank genome assembly.